Molecule: messenger RNA, 1437 nt
Organism: Cyphellophora attinorum
Lineage: Eukaryota; Fungi; Ascomycota; Eurotiomycetes; Chaetothyriales; Cyphellophoraceae
Product: Serine--tRNA ligase, cytoplasmic
Exons: 5
Coding region: 1-1437 (478 amino acids)
Biological process (GO): seryl-tRNA aminoacylation
Cellular component (GO): cytosol
Molecular function (GO): serine-tRNA ligase activity; ATP binding; tRNA binding
Source: RefSeq, a predicted model, not a curated record
AUGUUAGACGUCUUAGAUUUCAUCGCCGACAGAGGCGGUGACCCCAAGAAGAUUCUCGAAUCUCAGAGACGAAGAUAUGCCGACCAGAACAUCGUGCAAGAAGUUGCGGAUCUGUGGGAAGAUGCAUACAAAACUAGAUACAAAGCCACUGAAAUUGGCGCCUCGAUAAACAAACUGCAGAAAGAGAUCGGUCAACUCAAGAAGAACAAACAAGAUGCCACAGAACUCCUGCAGAAGAAAGUGGAACUGGAGAAGGAAAAGAAAGCGGCCGAGGAGUCAGCCGUUGCAAAAGAGUUGACACGCGACCGACGGUGCAAGACUAUUGGCAACUACGUCCACGAUUCAGUCCCAAUAAACGACAACGAAGACUUCAACGAGGUAACCAAGAAAUGGGCUCCUGAAGGCGUCACCGUCGAGAAGAAGCAAUGCCUCUCCCACCACGAAGUCAUGCUCCGCGCCGACGUCUACGACCCUGACCGUGGCACCAAGAUCGUCGGCCAUCGAGGCUACUUUCUACGAAAAUGGGGCGUCCUCCUCAACCAAGCACUAAUCAACUACGGCCUACACUUCCUCACGGAACGCGAGUACGAGCCGAUUCAGCCUCCCUUCUUCAUGAAAGCCAGCUACAUGGGCAAGACCGCUCAACUCGAACAAUUCGACGAAGAACUCUACAAGGUCGUCGAGGGCCCAGACGCCGAGGACAAAUACCUGAUCGCCACCUCAGAACAGCCCCUCUCUGCCAUGUUCGCCGACGAAUGGAUGACGGAGAAGGAACUUGAGAAGCCUCUCAAAUUCGCCGGCUACUCAACCUGCUUCCGCAAAGAAGCUGGCGCCCACGGUCGCGACGCCUGGGGUAUUUACCGAGUUCACCAGUUCGAGAAGAUUGAACAAUUCCUCUUCACUAAGCCCUCGGACUCCUGGGCCGCACUAGAGUCCAUGCUCGAGACCGCCGAAGCUUUCUACCAGUCUCUCCUGCUUCCCUACCGAGUCGUCACCAUCGUCUCCGGCGCACUCAACAACGCAGCUGCCAAGAAGUACGACCUCGAGGCAUGGUUUCCCCAUCAGGGAGAGUACAAGGAGCUCGUGUCAUGCUCAAAUUGCACGGAUUACCAGACGAGAGAGCUAGAGGUGCGGUACGGCCAGAAGAAGGGCGUUAUCGACAGCCGUAAGACGUACGCACACGCGCUCAACGGCACCUUGUGCGCUACUUCGAGAACGCUGUGCUGCAUUCUGGAGAACUACCAAACUGAAGAUGGGGCGGGCUUCAGGGUGCCGGAAGUGCUGAGAAAGUACUUGCCGGCCGACACGCCUGAGAUCAUUCCGUUCACGAAAGAGCUGCCCAAGGCGGCCUCUGGUGGUGGUAAGGCCAAGUCCAAUGAGAAGUCGGUGCUGGAGCGACUGGGUGACAAGCUGGAGAAGACCGGCUUGAAGGGCUAG